AUGGCCCUCAAGCUCAUCACCAUUUUCGGUGCCACCGGGAACCAGGGAGGUUCGGUGGCACGGUCAUUGCUGAAGAAUCCAGCAUUUCACGUCAGGGGAAUCACUCGCAAUCCCGAGUCAGACGCAAGCAAAGCUCUUAUCUCCCAAGGUGCUGAAAUGGUCCAGGCGAAUGGCCUUAAUCCCGACGAGAUGAAGGCGGCCUUUCGGGGGUCCUGGGGCGUCUUUCUGAACAUCAACUCAGAUGACAAGGCGUUCACUAACCCAGAGAACCCAAGUGAGUUUGACAUGGGUAAAAUUAUCGUGGAUGCUGCGGCGUCCGCGGGAGUGCAACAUUUCGUGUUUAGCUCUGGUCCUCCAUGCUCAGAGAUGACAAGUGGCAAAGUGUCAAUGAAAGCAAUGGACAUGAAGUACAAGACCGAGCAGUACCUCCGAAGUCUCGGGGCUUUCAAGUCGGUGCUUCCACUUGGUCCAGGGUGGUUUUUGGAAAACUUCCUUAGCAAAGAGGUGGCGCCUGUGUUUGGAGGAUUUCCUUAUUUCCCAAAUGACGCAGGACUUCUGGUUUUCUCUACGCCCUACUGGGGUGGGAAGGAAGACGUGCCCUGGCUGAGUAUCUCGGACGAUUUUGGAGACAUUGUGCAGGGUGCCUUGCUGGAUCCAGAAACCUGGAAUGGCCAUUUCAUCCAUGGACUCAGUGACAUACGCAGCUUCAAAGAGCUUACUGAGGACUUCCAAGAAGUUACCUCGCGCAGGGCAACUUGGUCCCCUAUCCAGCCUUCCUGGGAGGAAUUCCAGACACAUGGGAUUCAAGAACUGGAAGAUGUGAAGCUCAUGUUUGGCUUUACGCAGAUAACUGGCGGCAAAUACUUCGGUACUACUACGGAAUCCCACACCGCUAGUAAAUUGAAGAAGGCAACAGCUGUGGCGUUGGGGUAUCCGGAGGACAAACACGGUCUGGUGACCGUAAAGGAAUGGUUCGCAGCUCGAUUCGGAAAUGCCACUUGGUGCAAGGACAACGGAAUCACUGAGUAA
This is a messenger RNA of Penicillium mononematosum, 1029 nucleotides long. Its product is annotated as NmrA/HSCARG family protein. The coding region runs from base 1 to 1029 and encodes 342 amino acids. NCBI's taxonomy places the organism in Eukaryota, Fungi, Ascomycota, Eurotiomycetes, Eurotiales, Aspergillaceae. The transcript is spliced from 3 exons. The record is from RefSeq and is a predicted model, not a curated record.